This is a messenger RNA of Blepharisma stoltei, 2708 nucleotides long. Lineage: Eukaryota; Ciliophora; Heterotrichea; Heterotrichida; Blepharismidae. The record is from the annotation of a GenBank genome assembly.
AUGGCAUAUAUGACAACUGCUUAUACUGAGAAAACAACUAUUUCAGGUCAGCUUCGAAAUAUUAGGUAGAUUUUAUCUAGCAUUGCAGCUUCAGAAAUGCAAGGAUGGAGAAUUCAUAUGGAAGAUGCAAAAAUUGCAGAACUGAAUUUAGAUCAUGAUGGGUUUCUAUUUGGAGUUUAUGACGGGCAUGGUGGCAGCGAAGUUUCAACUUAUAGCCCAUACCCCUAUAUAGAUUUCUUGAUCAAAUAAAAGCGCAAUGGACGGUUGAAUGACCAAUUCAGACUCUAUAAAAAGGGACGAGCUGGAUAUCUACAGGGGUUUCCCCGAGUUAGCCCUUAUGAAGGGUUAAAGAAUAGCAUGCCAAAAAUGAUUGACGAGUGAAAACAAAGUUGACAAGCAAACAUGCCAAUUUUUUAAAAUGGCUUUAUUAUAAAAAUUAAUUUUAAAUUAAAGAUACUUUUAGACUGGCACUGAUGAGCAUCUUACCCAUUAUUUCCUUCUUUCUUAAGACACCAAAGUAAAAUUAUAAACACUUCCUUAAUAAUUCAUAUAACUCCAACUUUAAUAUUACUUUCCUAUGGAAUUUUUAAACAAUCAUACUUUUUCUAGAUGAUUUUCAGUUGCAAUCGAAACAUAAUUAUUACUCUGAUAGUGCUCUCUAAGGCUUUAGAGAAUCAUAGCGACUCUUAAUUUUUAUUUAAAAACAAUUGUAAAAUUUAUUGUCAUCUUUAUAUAGAUUUUGUAUUGAAUUUAAAAAAAAAUCAAAUUUUAAUAGAUGAUUUUCGAUGAGAAUUGCAACAUAAGCAUCGCUCUACUAGUAUUAUUUGCUGCCUUUAUAGAUUGUAGCGACUCUUAAUUUUCAUUAUAUAAAAAUUAUAAUAUAAGGUAACUCCAUCUUUAAUAUGUAUUUGGUAUCGAGUUUUAAAAAAGUCAAAUUUUUAAUAGACGAUUUUCGAUAAUAAAUGCACCAUAAGCAUGACUCUAUAAAUUCUCUUUAAUUCUUUUAAAGGUCGUAACGACUCUUAUUUUCAUUGGCAUAAAAUUCCUUAUGAUGCAAUACCAUCCUUAUAUGGGCUUUUGUAUUGUACUUCAAAAAAAAUUUUUAAAAGAUAGUUUCCAAAUAUAAUUGAAACAUAAGUAUCUAUCUAUUAGUUAUCCAUAUAGCCUUUAAAGGUCAUAGCGACUCUGGAAUAAUACUAGCAAAUUUUUAUCGAUAUUUAAUUUUCUCUAAUUAAUAAUAAUAUUUAAUUCUAUAGAAAAUAGCGACACUUAUCAGUGCCACUCUAAAGUUACCUUUAAUUUAAAAUUAAUUUUUAUUAUAAAGCCAUUAUAAAAACUGGCGCGUUUGCUUGCCAACUUUGUUUACACAUGUCAACCAUUUUUUUAAAUGUUAUUUUUCAACCCUUCCUUGUAUAGAAAUCCAUCUCAUCCCUUUCAACCGCCCAUUACAUUUUGUUUGAUAAAGAAAUAUAUAUAUAGGCGCAUGGACUAUAUGUAUCAAAACAUUUGUGUAGUCUUUUAUUGCAAAAUGAAAAUUAUCAAGCUGGGAAUUAUGAUAUAGACUUUUUAUUAAUAAAAAUCAAUUUUAUGAUGGGCAUUUAUUACCUAUUUCUUUAUAUAGAAUAUAGUCUCAACCUCUAUUUAAAAAUACUACUUUUUCAAAUUAGCGUAGCCCUUCAAGAAACUUACUUAAAAUUUGAUGAACUUCUCCAAGAAGAAGAUGCGAUAUCAGAAUUAAAAAGAAUUAGAUUUAGUGUAUACGGGGAGUAUCCUAACUAUGAAUGCAAUGCUGGAUCAACAGCUCUAACAGCAUUAAUAAAAAGCAAUAAAAUUUACGUCGCAAAUUCUGGAGAUUCCAAAUGCAUAUUAGUUAAGGGUGGAGAAGCUUUUUCAAUGUCUUGUGAGCACAAACCAGAAUAUGAAAUAGAACUUAAUCGAAUAAAAAACGCAGGAGGAAUUGUAACGGAUGGAAGAGUUAAUGGAAAUCUAAACUUGAGCAGGGCAAUAGGAGAUUUUGAUUAUAAGCAAAACAGGGAAUUAUCACCCCAGGAACAAAUGAUAACGGCAUUCCCUGAUAUUGCAAUCCAAGAAAUCACUCCAGAUUGUGACUUCUUGGUACUCGGGACUGAUGGAGUUUGGGAGUUGCUAACUAAUCAAAGUUGUUUGGAGUCUAUAUAUCAAGGGCUGAGAGAUAGAAAACCACUUACCACGAUUGUUGAGGAUUUGCUAGAUCAGUGCCUUACUCCGGAUUACUAUGCUUAUUCAGGGCUAGGAACUGAUAAUAUGACAUGCAUAAUUGUUAAAUUUCAUGACUAACUCCCCCCCCUCCGUGAGUGAACAAAACCAUAGGAAAAAUCCCUAUUUUUUGCCCAAAAACCCACCCUCCGUGAGUGAACAAAAAUUUUUUUAAUAGAAAAAUUUUUUAUGGAAAAAAAAAUUUGAUAUAUAAAUGAUAAUUAGUAUAAUGAAAUCUAGAGCUAAUUCUGUUUAAUUUUAAACGAAUUGCUUUUUUAAAACAUAAAUUUUAUAAAUUAAAUUAAUUUUUUGCUUUCCAAUUUUUGCGAAUUAUGGUUUUUUUUAAAUUUCGAAAAAAAAAAUAUUUUUUAUAAAAUUUAUAUAUAAAUUUUUUAAAAAAAAAAAAAUUAAACCCCCCUCCGUGAGUGAACAAAAUUUUUUUUUGCUCACUCACGGAGGGGGGGGUGGAGUAA